Penicillium longicatenatum is the source of this 843-nucleotide messenger RNA. RefSeq lists its product as uncharacterized. Bases 1 to 843 code for a protein of 280 amino acids. Lineage: Eukaryota; Fungi; Ascomycota; Eurotiomycetes; Eurotiales; Aspergillaceae. The record is from RefSeq and is a predicted model, not a curated record. The transcript has 2 exons.
AUGAUCCUCUUCCCUCGAUGGCAUCUAUUUGAAAUCGGCGAUCAAUCCUGGUGUCCAGAAUGGAUGAGAACUUAUAUCCAAUCAUAUCUAACCCGAGUCUGGAAUCUACAUCUUCCCCCCUUCAGCAAAACCUCUCCAGCAGGCGUGGCAGCCAAUCUUAUUUUGGAAAAUUUGUCAGAUGCAUCCUCCUACACUUUUGUCGAACUUUGUGCGGGUGCAGGCGGACCAACAGGCACCAUCGAAAAAAUUAUGAAUAGCAAACUCCAGACGGAAGGCAAGCAACCCGCUCAAUUCGUUCUUACGGAUCUUUAUCCCUGCGUGGAAGAAUGGACCGCUAUCAGCAAACGACAAGAGCAUGUCUCGUUCAUCGCUGAGCCGAUAGAUGCAACGAGCUGUGACAGGAUUGCUCCGAAGGAUAGGAAGGAAUGCAGGAUUUUCAAUCUGAGCUUUCACCAUUUUGAUGACCCUCUUGCGUCGACGGCGUUGCGGAAAGCUAUGGAGUCGGCCGAUUCCUUCAUUAUUUGCGAGAUGUCUCAGCGCAACUUGACUUCGUUGUUAAAUAUUCCUGUUAUGUUUCUGUUCCCUUACUGGCAUUCUAUUGCCAAGUAUAGAAACAGUCCUUUGCAUUUGUUUUUCACGUAUGUCAUUCCCUUGCUACCAUUCCUUACAGCGUUUGAUGGUCUGGUGUCGACUAUACGCUGUCGAACGGGCGAGGAGAUUCAAGACCUUCUGCAUCAGAAAGGUCUUGAUCUAAGCGGCUGGAAGUUUAAAAGUGGUAACCAGAUGGUGUAUGAGCCUUUCGUGCAUAUGUACUACUUUAUUGCUGUGAAAGACGAAUCUUGA